AUGUUUUUUCAAUUUCAAAGUUGUUUGUUUUGUUUCUUCACUUUAUUUCUUUUUAUAUUUGUUAAUUUUUCCUGUCCUAAAUAUCUCUUAUUUCUUGUUUUUUUUAACUUUUUGGCCUUGUAUUUUCUUUCCUUUUUCCCAAACAAUCACUCCAUCCAUCUUUUUUCUUCUUCAUACCUUCCUUUCUUUUCUUUUUUCAUUUUUUUUUUUUUUAUCAUUGUUCUUUCAUUGGUUUCCUUUCUUUGUCUAUUUCUUUUUUCUUUUUAUUUCUACUUUCCUUUUUCCAUUCUUUUUUCUUUCUCACUUUCUUUUCAAUUUGUGUUUUUAUUUUUUAUUUAUUAUCCUCUCCCUGAUUCAUUUCAUUUUGUCAUGAUCUCUUUUCAUUUUCAUUAUUUUUUUUUUUUCUUUCUUUCUUUCUUUUUUCUUUCUUUCUUUCUUGUUUCAUAUUCUUUUUCUUUUAUUUUCAUAUUCUGUCUUUCUUUAUUAUUCUUUCUUUUUGCAAAAGUCUUUUUUUUUUCUUUUUCAUAUUCAUUCCUUUCUUUUUCAUAUUCUUGUUCUUUUCUUGCUUGUUUAUUUUGGCUUUGUUGUUUUUCUUACUCCUCUUUUUGUUCAUUUCUUCCUUCCUAUUUUUCUUUCAUUCUUUCUUUUUUAUCAUUAUCUAUUCUUGAUCAUUUAUUUAGACUUCUUCUUUUUUUUCUUUCUUUCUUUUUCCUUUUUCUUUCUUCUUUCUUUAUUUCUUUCUUUUUUUCUUAUUAUAGUCAUCCUUCAUUUUAUUUUUUCUUGACUAACCAUGCUACUUAUUCCAACUGUUUUCCUUCUUUCUCUCCUUCCUUCAUUCUUUAUUACCACUGUAUUUUAAACUUUUUUCUUUGCUUUGUUUUAGUUCUUUUGUUUACUUGUGCCAUUAUUCUAAGUAACCUAACCCUCACGAAACCCAAAACUCCUACUAAUUUAAGCAUGCUCAGCCCUGGGCUAUGGUUUUGA
Acanthosepion pharaonis is the source of this 984-nucleotide messenger RNA. The record is from the annotation of a GenBank genome assembly. NCBI's taxonomy places the organism in Eukaryota, Metazoa, Mollusca, Cephalopoda, Sepiida, Sepiidae.